AUGCUUUCCAACACCCCAGCCCAUUCUCUCGCUUACCAUCACCCCGCCCCCUUCUUCCUCCUUCCAUCACCCCGCCCCAUUCUCCCUCCUUCCUUCACCCCGCCCCAUUCUCCCGCUUUCCAUCACCCUGCCCCAUUCUCCCGCUUUCCAUCACCACGCCCCAUUCUCCCGCUUUUCCAUCACCCCGCCCCAUUCUCCCUCCUUCCAUCACUCCGCCCCAUUCUCCCGCUUUCCAUCACCCCGCCCCAUUCUCCCGCUUUCCAUCACCCCGCCCCCUUCUCCCUCCUUCCAUCACCCCGCCCCAUUCUCCCUCCUUCCAUCACCCCGCCCCAUUCUCCCGCUUUCCAUCAGCCCGCCCCAUUCUCCCGCUUUCCAUCACCCCGCCCCUUUCUCCCGCUUUCCAUCUCCGUGCCCCAUUCUCCCGCUUUCCAUCACCCCGCCCCAUUCUCCCGCUUUCCAUCACCCCGCCCCAUUCUCCCGCUUCCCAUCAUCCCGCCCCAUUCUCCUGCUUUCUAUCACCCCGCCCCAUUCUCCCUCCUUCCAUCACCCCGCCCCAUUCUCCCGCUUUCCAUCACCCCGCCCCAUUCUCCCGCUUUCCACCACCCCGCCUCCUUCUCCCUCCUUCCAUCACCCCGCCCCAUUCUCCCUCCUUCCAUCACCCCGCCCCAUUCUCCCGCUUUCCAUCAGCCCGCCCCAUUCUCCCGCUUUCCAUCACCCCGCCCCUUUCUCCCGCUUUCCAUCUCCCUGCCCCAUUCUCCCGCUUUCCAUCACGCCGCCCCAUUCUCCCGCUUUCCAUCACCCCGCCCCAUUCUCCCGCUUCCCAUCAUCCCGCCCCAUUCCCCCGCUUUCCAUCACCCCUCCCCAUUCUCCCCUCUUCCAUCACCCCGCCCCAUUCUCCCGCUUUCCAUCACCCCGCCCCAUUCUCCCUCCUUCCAUCACCCCGCCCCAUUCUCCCUCCUUCCAUCACCCCGCCCCAUUCUCCCGCUUUCCAUCAUCCUGCCCCAUUCUCCCGCUUCCCAUAACCCCACCCCAUUCUCCCGCUUUCCAUCACCCCGCCACAAUCUUCCACUUUCCAUCACCCCGCCCCCUUCUCUCUCCUUCCAUCACCCCGCCCCAUUCUCCCGCUUUCCAUCAGCUCGCCCCAUUCUCCCGCUUUCCAUCUCCCCGCCCCAUUCUCCCGCUUUCCAUCACCCCGCCCCAUUCUCCCGCUUUCCAUCACCCCGCCCCAUUCUUCCGCUUCCCAUCAUCCCGCCCCAUUUCCCCGCUUUCCAUCACCCCUCCCCAUUCUCCCUCCUUCUAUCACCCCGCCCCAUUCUCUCACUUUCCAGCACCCCGCCCCAUUCUCCCGCUUUCCAUCACCCCGACCCAUUCUCCCGCUUUCCAUCACCCCGCCCCAUUCUCCCUCCUUCCAUCACCCCGCCCCAUUCUCCCUCAUUCCAUCACCCCGCUCCAUUCUCCCGCUUUCCAUCACCCCUCGCCAUUCUCCCGCUUCCCAUAACCCCACCCCAUUCUCCCGCUUUCCAUCACCCCGCCACAUUUUCCCACUUUCCAUCACCCCGCCCCCUUCUCUCUCCUUCCAUCACCCUGCCCCAUUCUCCCUCCUUCCAUCACCCUGCCCCAUUCUCCCGCUUUCCAUCACACCGCCCCAUUCUCCCGCUUUCCAUCACCCCGCCCCAUUCUCCCGCUUUUCAUCACCCCGCCCCAUUCUCCCGCUUUCCAACACCCCGGCCCAUUCUCUCGCUUUCCAUCACCCCGCCCCCUUCUUCCUACCCCAUUCACCCGCUUUCCAUCACCCGCCCCAUUCUCCCGCUUUCCAUCACCCCGCCCCAUUCUCCCACUUUCCAUCACCCCGCCCCAUUCUCCCGCUUUUCAUCACCCCGCCCCAUUCUCCCGCUUUCCAACACCCCGCCCCAUUCUCCCGCUUUCCAUCAUCCCGCCCCAUUCUCCCGCUUUCCAUCACCCCGCCCCAUUCUCCCUCCUUCCAUCACCCCGCCUCAUUCUCCUGCUUCCAUCACCCCGCCCCA
Closterium sp. NIES-65 is the source of this 2024-nucleotide messenger RNA. Lineage: Eukaryota; Viridiplantae; Streptophyta; Zygnematophyceae; Desmidiales; Closteriaceae. The record is from the annotation of a GenBank genome assembly.